AUGAGUGAUUCACGUGUGACCAGUGGCAAACGUAUUACUUCCAAAACGGACAGCGGCAACCGCAGUAGCAGCAGUACAAAUCUAAAAGAUUCCACAAAAUCGAAAACAUCAUCAGCUCAACAAGAUGCCGAUAAGGCCGAUACAGAGAAUACAAAACUAAUUGAAACCACCACAAAUGAGCCCUACAAAGAAUCAACACCAACAUCCUCCUCCUGUUCACAGUCACAAGUCGCAACAAACGAUUUCCAUAUUGGUGUACACCUUUUUACAAGUUUUCAUCAGAUCUGUGUGGUAACAGCCCUCUUGCCCCUGGCAACAUUAUUUACAUGCUUCGUUACAGCCUAUGUCUUCCAAUAUGAUGACGUACAUGAGACACAUUGUCGCGUUUACAAUAUUGUACCCUCAAUAAGUGCAAUUACCGGUGUUAGUCCUCAACGUUAUUUUUGGCGUUUUAGCAUUGCCUUACAUCUGGGUCCACGUAUACCCAUAGCGUUCAUGUACAAGAACUAUUAUCGCAGUAUGUUGGCCAAACUGCAAAAGGAACGACCCGAAAAGGUGGGCAAAUUGGGUGGACUGGUGACACUAAUAUGGAUAUUGAAUUGCAUUGAGAUAGCAUCGUUGGGCGGUGUCACCUAUGUAUCGAAUCGGGAGAAUUAUCCUGUUCAUGAGCGGAUUUUCAUUACAUUUAUGGUAUGUUCGCUGUGCCAUAUGUUGGCCACCAUUAAAUUGAAUGGCGCCAUCCAUGAAGACCACACUGAACUAUCACAAAAACAGCGGGACUCAAUCAAGUGGAAGAAAAUCCUGUUUGCAAUGUCGAUUCUAAGUACCAUUGGCCUGUUGAUAUUCUUUGCCAAGCAUCGUUUCUAUUGUCACGUUUUGGCCUUCAGUUGGUUUGCCUUCUUCGAAUAUCUGAUUGCCAUUGCGAAUAUGUUUUUCCACUUUACAAUUAUUUGGGAUUUCUCAUCAUUGCACAUGUUAAUUGUGGAUGCACCCAGGGCCAAAUUGCAGGAGCUCCUACGUAAGCCAGCACUGAAAAUGGAAUAA
Messenger RNA from Musca vetustissima, 1044 nucleotides. RefSeq names its product post-GPI attachment to proteins factor 2-like. The record is from RefSeq and is a predicted model, not a curated record. The transcript is spliced from 5 exons. Gene Ontology annotation, cellular component: endoplasmic reticulum membrane; Golgi membrane. Lineage: Eukaryota; Metazoa; Arthropoda; Insecta; Diptera; Muscidae. The coding region runs from base 1 to 1044 and encodes 347 amino acids. Gene Ontology annotation, biological process: GPI anchor biosynthetic process.